ACUUGCCCCUUUGAAAACACAGUUUCUGUCUUUUGAAUGAUCUCCACAUGGUGUUUUAUUUUCAGGAUCUGCUUUUUUGUGUGAACAGAUUUUCAGUAGGUCUACAUAGGAACAGGUUUUUUAAAAAAAACUUUUGAUCUCCAAAUAUUACUUCAGCCAUCGCAUUCAGACAGAAAUCUUUGUGCUAGAAGCCUAACAGUUUGUUCCAUUAUUCAACGUAAUUCAUCAUGACUUCUUGUGACAUCAUCCCACGGCCACGACCGGUCUCGCAGCUCAAUCGAAAAGUCUACCUUGGUCUUUACGAUAACAGAACCUGGCCUGAGCCAGAUUCUAGGGAUGAGCAGCGAGUCAGGGACUUUAUGGUACAGAAAUAUGAGAACAAACGGUUUUAUGUUGCACCCACAGAGGCUAUGAGAGAAGAGGCUAGGCAUAUGAACGAAGCAGCACUAAGUAAACAGCCACAGACAAAGCCACUUCGGUCACUGCUUGGGGAAAACGCUACAAAACUUGUUGUUGGCAGCAGCCAGCAAGCACAGGUGAAUCAGAACGGCACACAGGCAGGUGCUCAGCCACCAAGCACCAUGGCGGCAGCAAGACCAGUUGCAGCAGCUUCCACACCAGCUCCAGUUCAAGCUCCAGCACUGACAGCCAAGACCAGUGGCUUUGACCUUCUGGGUGACCUAAGCAAUGACCCUUUCGCCUCUUCUGCACCACAGUCUUCCAGUUCUUCAGCAGGAGGCUUUGCUGACUUUGACAGCUUUGGGGCAACUGCAGCAGCCCCAAUCACUCAGUCAUCCCAGCCUGUCCAGUCGUCUGCACCAACCACAUUUCCUAUCUCCAACACACCCCUGCAGCCUUUUGCUAGUUCUGGAAGUCUGCAGCCCCUCUCUGCAACUCCCCUUAACUCAGCCACAGCAGCUGCAGCACCGCCGCCCCCUGCCAGCACUGCAACCAGCUUCUCUGCCAUCAGCGACAAGUAUGCAGCCUUGGCAGACCUCGACAGCUCCUUCAACACCACCCCAGUCCAAACAACAACCAUCAACUGGGGGGGUUCUGAGCCUGUGACUGGAGGGCCAAUCAACUGGGGGACAGCAGGCUCAAGUGGGACAAGUCUCGGGCAGCCCAGUUCUGGCCUGGGAGACACAGGGAGUGCCCUUAACUGGACCAGCCAGGGGGCCUCAAGCAGCGCCAGUCCCAGCAACCUUGGUAUGAACUGGAACAGCAGUAUUGGGAGUGCACCUUUCGCAGGAGGGGGUGUGCUUGGUGCAUCUUCAACAGACGCCUGGAACACUAGUGUAGUAGGAAAACCAGGCAACCCCUUCUUGCCGCAAUCUGUUGCCAAUCCCUUUGGAACCAGUGCUCCAACCUUGCCUCAGACAGCAAACUUGCCUGGUUCAGCAAACCCAUUUGCCACACCAGUGCCUGCUUCUUAUGGACAACCAGCCACAGUGUCCACUGCAGCAGGUUUUGGGUACCAACCAUAUACUCUUCAAAAUGGAGGCUUUGGCAUGCCAUCCACAGCCACAGGUUUUGCCUACAGCACAGCUGCCCCAACAUUUGCUGCCCCACAAGGCUACCAAACUCAGACAGGCAUGGCCCCUGCUCAGGGCUUUGGAAUGCAGCCACCUGUCACAGCAGCAUUUGGCGUACAGCAACCAGGGUUUGCAGGAGGAUGGGGCCAGAUGGGCGGGAACCUACCACCCCAUCAACCUUCAGUCAACCCAUUUAUGGUUGGUACUCCACCACACAAUAGUAGCCAGAUGCCCUCUUCGCCUUUUGGUCAGCCUUGAGUGUGCAUGUAACUGUCGUGUUGAAAAUUGUUGUCUCAGCAUUCUCGUGGUCAGCCUUCAGAGAUGUAUUUUUGUUCACUUGCAAAAGUUGGGAGAGGAGAGGCUUGUCUGACAUGCUUGGCUGCAAAUAAAUAGUUAACUGGAAGUAGAACAAGAGAAUUCUGGUUGAGAAAUUGAUAGAGAAGGGUGUGGCAUUAACUAUUCCAAAGUUUUUUGUGGUUUUUUUUUCUUAUUUUUUUUUUCUUUGGCGGGAGGUCGGAUAAAAUAUGCAGACAUUGUCAUGGAGAGAGUGACAUUUUCCUCUAUUCUUUGAACAGGGAAGUUUCUCCCAAAUCAUAUACAUCUUAUGUACAUCAUUAUUUCCUCUUAAGAAGGCAAGAAAGAGCAUGAUCAGACAUGAUGUUGCUCCAUCUGCCUGUGUUGAGAAUUUUAAAAUACACCUUUGCAGUUCCAUGUCCACUAUGCCUUUAAUGACAUAUGCACCUGAAAUUUCUGUAUGGUGGCAUGCACCAAAUGUGUUGCGUAAACAACCAGAGUCUCUUGUUUGCUGUUGGCUAACAUGUAAGCUGCAGUCAAGCUGCCAUACUAACAACUGUGAAAAGCUUGCCCAAGCUGGUUUGUAGUAUUGUAAUUCUGCUUUGUGUAUGCAAAAAGAGCUGGUGCAGGGAAGUGGUUUUUUUCCCCAAAAUGGAAAUAUGUAUAUAACACAUACAUAAAUUAUACAUACAAGCAUAUGCACACUUACUUUGGUUUGAUUUUCUUUCUUAUUCCAUUAUUUAGUUAUAGCUCCUUAAGUUUUGAGAAUAAAGCCAGCUGUGAACUGUGACCAGAUUGAGAAAUCAUUUCCCUUAGAAGUUCACUCUGUUACUCCAUCUAUUUUGAGAGGAAAUUUCCCCCAUAAUAUUGAGCCAGAGCUUCCAUACAGUAAGCAGAUAGGUCAGUUACAGAAUAUGCUUUAUGAAAGGUGGUGAGAAGGAGACUGAGUAGGGACACUUGAAAGAUCAUGAAUUUUUGUGGACCAGAAUGCUUCAUAUAUACCAAAACCAAGUAAGAGAAAUAGUUCCAACAGGCGUUGUCGACAAGAAAAACAAAUUACACAAUAUCUGACCUUGUCAAACAUACAUUGGUUGCUGCUAGAUGAUGCCAUCUCAGUGUCAGUGUUAUUUGGGCUGCAUGCACUUUGCAUUUUGUUCAUUUACUGCCAUAAUGAUGGUGCAAAGGAUGGACUUUGUCUUUGAAAAUUUGGGAUGUUAACUCCCAACCCCACUCCCCCCAACUCUCUGCCUCCUGUACUCGCCAUGUUUGGCUCCUGCUUUAGCAGGUAACAUUUUACAUACAGUAGCUGCAGCUCUUUUGUUGCUGACACUGGCAAAAAACAAUUGUGCAAUGAGUAAAGGACCAUUAUAAAUGUUACAUGGGGACUAUCAGCCACUUUUUUUUUUUUGUUUAGAGUUAUUUUCAUCAUCUCAAGUUACUCCUGGCAAAUUUUCCUGUCAGAACCUGCAUAGAAAGUAGAAAAAUUUGGAAGUAAGAUGAAUGAAAAUGAGAACUUUUACCUACCUCCUUUUUUUUAUCAACAUAAAUAAUUUUUAAAAAUACAAUAAAAUCAUGUAAAAUAAACCUUAGAAGCUGAGAUACUGGCUGGAUUAAAAAAAUUAGUUUUCCCCCCCCCCCUUCGGUGAUUUGUAUAAUAAACAUUUAUUUGUGAGAAAAUGCUGAAAGUGCUUAUGGAUUAAGAAGCUGUUGAGGCAUGGAAAACAUUUGCCUUUGCUAUCACAGAAAUGAUAAUGAUCAAAGUGACACUAUUUUUAUCCCUGCUUUGCCAAAGACUGUCUUAUUCCCAUAAUAAUAUAACGAUAAAGGAGUAACUUAUUUUAGAUAUAAAAUCAUACUUUUGCUGACCUUUGAAUAAUAUUAAAUCUGUAAUGUCAGUGUAGAUGGAUGAUGAUCAUGCAUUUUGUGCACUGUAAAUUAUAACACUGAUGUGUGCACUUGUGUGUGUAUGUGUGUGCAGCUAUUUCUUUGUCACUGUGUGACACGUGUUUUGCGGAAAUUCCUCUUGAGAUUUUCCCCUUUAUGAUGUUUUGAAUGGACUAAUGUUUAAUACUGAUAUAAUUUAAUACUGAUAUGUUUACUCUUACUCAUAUUACUUACUCUUAACCUUUCAGAGGUGGUGAUGUUUUGUGGGACAUUUACAGAUUUUGAAGGAAUCAUGUAUACAGUUUCUUUAACAUAGCAAACUCACAACCUAGAUGGCUUUUGUGCAUUGUUCAUGCUUUGUGUAUACUAACAAAACUGACACUUGCUAAUCUCAAUUGAAAUGGAAAAGUAUUAAAUGUAGAUGGUAGAUGGAU
This is a messenger RNA of Pomacea canaliculata, 4144 nucleotides long. Its product is annotated as arf-GAP domain and FG repeat-containing protein 1-like. The transcript has 7 exons. Lineage: Eukaryota; Metazoa; Mollusca; Gastropoda; Architaenioglossa; Ampullariidae. The coding region runs from base 228 to 1790 and encodes 520 amino acids. The record is from RefSeq and is a predicted model, not a curated record. Gene Ontology annotation, molecular function: GTPase activator activity.